AUGGUUCACGGUUCCGUUCAGCGGAUGGAGACCUUAUUGGCGUGGCAGUUUGGAGCACCCAAUCCCGGGGCCCCGGUCGAACGCGGCGAACGGAAUUACGAGCAGGGUCGACGCCAGCGACGCGACUCCCCUGAGUGGCCACGAGCCCGCGACCACCGUGGAAGGAAGCUGGAACUGCCAAUUUUUUCCGGUGAAGACCCGUACGGAUGGCUAUUCCGAGCUGAGCGGUACUUCGCCGUCAACGAGGUCGACGAGGAGGAAAAGGUGCUCGCGGCGUCCAUCUGCAUGCAGGGAAGGGCCUUGGGCUGGUUCCAGUGGGUGGAGGCCCAGGAACCAUUCAUGGGAUGGAGGGACCUCCGGACGGCCAUCCUCCACCGUUUCAGCCGAUCCGGGGAAGGGGAUCCUACUGAGAGGCUGAUGGCACUCCGGCAGAGUGGGAUGGUCGCCGAGUUCCGAGAUGCCUUUGAAGCGCUGGCGGCGCCAAUGAGGGGCAUCCCGGAAUCGGUGUUCAAGGGAGCAUUCCUCAACGGGCUACGAGAGGACAUCAGGGCAGAAGUUAAAUUACACAGGCCCAUUAACUUGCAAGAAGUUAUGGACCUAGCCCAACAAAUUGAGGCCCGUGAUGAUGCGGUGGAGAGGAUGAAAAAGCUGAGAUUGGGCCGGGGUAAUAAGGUGGAAUACUUGGGGUGGCCAAACUCAGGAUGGCCGACCCCCAGUUCCUCCUUGGGCCCAGCAGAGCACCCCCUUCGAUCCAAUGCCUACAGGGAAGGAGCCGCGACGGCCAAGGGGCGCACGUGGUCUUCACCGGCGUCACAGCAUGCACCAAGUGGGGAUUCUAAGUUUUGCCGCCUAUCCGACGAGGAAGUUCAGCAGAGGAGAGCUAAGGGCCUAUGCUUCCGAUGCGACGAGCGUUUCAGUCCGGGACACCGCUGCAAGAACCGGCAGCUUCAAGUGCUCCUGGUGGCUGAGGAUGGGACAGAGGAGGAUGAGGAGUCCAGUGAGGAGGAGGAUCCGCCGCCGGCGCAAGGGGGAAGGGCGACGGCCGAAGCGGCGGCAGUGUCUUUGAACUCGAUGCGCGGAUUGGUGUCCUCUAAGACCAUGAAACUGCGGGGCUACUUGGGUACGCGAGAGGUCAUCGUCUUAAUCGACAGCGGCGCCUCCCACAGCUUUAUAUCUCUGUCAUUGGUGGACGAAUUGGCCAUACCCACGGAAGAGACAGCCAGCCAUGAGAUACAAGUGGGUAAUGGAAUGACUUUUAGACAACAGGGGCGCUGUCGGAAUGUGAGGCUGGAAAUUCAGGGCCACGAAUUGGUCGAGAAUUUUUUUCCAUUUGAAUUGGGGAGCGCCGAUGUCAUCUUGGGCGUCACGUGGCUGGGCACGUUGGGUGAAGUCCGAGCCAACUGGUCGGAAUUCACGAUGAAAUUCAAACAAGGGAGCGACUGGAUUCACUGGAAGGGCGACCCCGCCUUGUGCGUCACUCCGGUAAGUUUUCGAUCCUUGACUCGUUCAUUUCAGUCUACCGGGGAGGGACUAUUGUUAGAAUUACGAUCCAGUUCGGCUGAAGAACUGGCUGCGGAGGAAGAACCUCCGGAACUACGGGCAGUACUCGCCCAUUUUGGGGCAGUGUUUGGGGUCCCCACCCGGCUUCCGCCACACCGUGCGCACGACCACCGUAUUGUCCUCAAGGACCAGGCCGCACCACCAAACAUCCAUCCCUACCGAUACCCGCAAAUACAAAAGGUGGAGGUGGAAAGGUUGAUAGAUGAGAUGCUGGCUGCAGGGAUAGUUAGACCAAGCUGCAGCCCGUACUCUAGUCCGGUUACCAUUCCGGAUAAAUUUCCAAUCCCGUUAAUAGACGAACUAUUGGAUGAGUUGCACGAGGCUAGGAUUUUCUCCAAGUUAGACCUAAGGGCUGGCUACCACCAGAUACAGGUUCGCGACUGUGAUGUGGAAAAGACGGCAUUCAGGACUCACGAGGGGCAUUACGAGUUCCUCGUUAUGCCCUUCAGCCUCACGAAUGCUCCCGGCACAUUUCAGGCCCUCAUCGGGAAGGUGCACUCUUCGCACCAUGUUUGCAAUCCGGCCUAUCCAGGUAUAAUCUUCAAAAUACUUUAG
Morus notabilis is the source of this 2115-nucleotide messenger RNA. RefSeq lists its product as uncharacterized. Gene Ontology annotation, biological process: proteolysis. The coding region runs from base 1 to 2115 and encodes 704 amino acids. NCBI's taxonomy places the organism in Eukaryota, Viridiplantae, Streptophyta, Magnoliopsida, Rosales, Moraceae. The record is from RefSeq and is a predicted model, not a curated record. Gene Ontology annotation, molecular function: aspartic-type endopeptidase activity. The transcript is spliced from 2 exons.